GGGGAAAAGAAAGGGAAGAGGGGCGGGAGGCUGUGUUGUUACCUCACCCGACCCGCCCCCAAAACACCCGCGGUGCUCAGGCCACCCGCUGCUUGUUGUCGGGCGGUGAUCCGCCGCUCCGCCUGUCAAUCCUCCGCGCCAAAGAAGUUUCGCUGCCGUCCUCACUCCCUCCUGCAGCUCCACCCACAACCCCACAUCGGCCUCCUUCCAUUGUUUCCAACUCACAUCGAGUUGCAGUAGUCUGCUUGUAUAUUAUAACUUGUGCAUUCAGACGCUUUUGCAAUGCCCGGAAUGAUGGAGAAAGGGUCGGAAUACCUGGGGAAAGGCCGAUCGAACGGCACCAAGAGCCCGGCUGGAGCCUCCUCCAAUGGACACUAUUCUGAAGAGAGUGGCAGCGACGACGAGCACGGUGAUGUCGGAAUGCGAGUGGGCUCUGACUAUCAGGCAUCCAUUCCAGAAUUUAACCCCGGUGCUACGAAAUAUAAUGAUAAAGAAAUUGGUGGCAUGCUGGUUUGGUCCCCUUAUCACGUCAUUCCAGAUGUGAAAUUGGAUGAGUAUAUUGCAGUAGCAAAGGAGAAGCAUGGCUAUAAUGUGGAACAGGCUUUGGGGAUGUUAUUCUGGCACAAACACAACAUAGAGAAGUCAUUGGCCGACUUGCCAAACUUCACCCCUUUUCCAGAUGAAUGGACAGUAGAAGAUAAGGUUCUGUUUGAACAGGCCUUCAGUUUCCAUGGAAAGAGCUUUCACAGAAUUCAGCAAAUGCUACCAGAUAAGUCAAUUGCAAGUCUAGUGAAGUACUAUUACUCCUGGAAGAAAACUCGAUCCCGAACAAGUUUGAUGGAUCGGCAAGCUCGAAAAUUAGCAAGUAGAAACAAUCAAGAUGAAAGUGAUGAUGGGAUGGAAGAAGGAGCUGCAAACGAUGUUGCUGACAGUGAUUAUGAUCCCACGAAAGAAACUAAGAAAGAGGGUAAUCCUGAUCCACCCGUGCAGGUCAGCAGAGUCGGUUCAGUCAGGCGUGAGCUUCCAAGUUUGCAGCAUCGUCACCACCCUCUUCGGUCCAAAUGCCGACCACCAAAAGGAAUGUAUCUUAGCCAAGAAGAUGUUGGAGCCAUGUCCUGCAGCCCAAAUGCAGCAAGUACCAUUCUUAGACAGCUUGAUAUGGAACUAAUCUCAUUGAAGCGCCAGGUACAAAAUGCCAAGCAAGUUAACAGUGCACUGAAGCUGAAAUUAGAAGGAGGCAUAGAAGAAUUCAGACCAUCUGAGACCACUCAGAAAAUCAAUGCACGCUGGACAACAGAGGAGCAGCUGCUUGCAGUGCAAGGUGUCCGUAAAUAUGGAAAGGACUUUCAAGCCAUCGCAGACGUGAUUGGAAACAAGACUGUUGGACAAGUGAAGAACUUUUUUGUUAACUACAGACGUCGUUUUAAUCUUGAAGAAGUCCUACAGGAAUGGGAGGCAGAACAAGGAACACAAGAAUCUAAUGGAGUGUCUCCCACAUCAGGGGAUGAAGGAAAGCCCACCUUGAUUUCUGUUCCAGCAAAAAGUCCAGAUGUAGAGGAGGAGGUAAAAAUGAAAAUCAAUAAGAUUGACACCUGAGGAACUUAAGAAAAAUGUUUUUUGCAGUUGUUUUUGCAAGCUAGUGCACCACAAUCCUUGUUUUAUUGCCCUGUACUAAUUUAUUAUAUUUGAAAUUACAAUAUUCAGUUAAUAAAGAUUAAAACAUCAGGAAACAUAAAAGAUUGUGUUGUAUAAAAUACAGUCUUUUGAAAUUGUAUUUUUUAUGGUUAAAACUUUUUGGAUUUGACAGCAUCAACUCCUCGUUGUACAAGUCAAAAACCUGGUCGCAAGGAAGUGCACUUAAUUCAGUUUAAUUCCAAAAUAAAUCUUUGGAUUUGAAACAUCCAGUCAGACAGAAAAUUAAUUUUAAUUUAUUAGAUGUUUUCAAUUUAUUGCAUAUAAUUUGAAUUUUGUAAAAUAUAACAUAGCUGAAAGUGAGAUAGUUACAGAAUUUUAUUGGUUUUCAUACCAAAGAGGUGCACUUGGUUUAAGAUAACUCCAGAUAAUCUUCCUGUUGAUCAAAAUUACAAUAAAUUUAAAUAUCUGAUCUCAGCUAAUCAAAAUCUGUCAUUAUGCCUACAUUUUAAAAAAUGUAGUUAUAAAAUGAUUAAUAGUUACUAAGAUGUGGCAAUUGCUGUAUUUUUGUAGCAAACAUAUUUUAACCUCAUGAUAAUGCAAUUCUUUUAAAUUAAAAUAAUUACCUCCUCGGGUACAAGAAGUGAGUCCUGUUCACAGGGAAAUGAACAUCACUAAGGGUACAUUCAUCACAUUAUCAAAUCAAUGUUAUUAAGAUUAUUGAAAUUGAUGGGCAAAAAUAAGUCCUUGAACAGUUAUUCGCAAGCCAAGAGAUCAUGAGUCUGAGUUGUAAAGGUGUCCAUAACUGGAUACUAUUGUACACCUUUGAGUAUGAACUUUUAUUAGUUUUCAGUCUAGCCAGUAGAUUGAAUAGUUGAAUAUGAUAGAAUACUUACUGUGAGGGGAAAGUGGCCAGGGUAGCCCAGGCACAAUUGCCUUACUUUAGAAAUGUGCCUCCAGUUGGCUGCUGGCAGAAGGCCAUUAACCAUGAUCAUGUAUUAGAAGACAGUCUGCAGAAUCAUUCUCUCCCAGAAAAAGGCAAAUGUAGAUUGUGCCCUGUAAGGAAAUAGAGGGAGUGGGUGUGGGAAUUUUUCAAAUAGUUAAUUUUUAGUAAAAAUGGCUUGAGAAAUGGCUUCAUCCGGAGGCUCACUUAUGAUGUUACCUAAUAUGGUGACGAAAAUGAACCUUCCAGCUCAACGAGCAAACCUACAUCCAGAAUGGCUUGAGACUGUAUUGAUAUGCAUUAAUUCUUUUUCAGUGUAAGAUGUUUAAAAAUACUAAAAUGAAAUUAUACUGUAAUUUGUAGAAGAUAGCACAAAGAAGAACCUAUAAAACCUCAAAGUAGUUUACUGUAUAUAAUGUCAUGAAUUUUGUCUUAUUUUAGUUUUAGUUUAUAGGAUAUGUAACAACUGCGCAUGUACAGUCAGCUUCCUUAUUUAUCUGUUAAAUCAGACCUUCUGCAUGUACUUUUAAGCAAUAUUUUUAGUGUGAGAAAUUGUGUGCUUGCUCCU
Molecule: messenger RNA, 3143 nt
Organism: Hemiscyllium ocellatum (epaulette shark)
Lineage: Eukaryota; Metazoa; Chordata; Chondrichthyes; Orectolobiformes; Hemiscylliidae
Gene: rcor3
Product: REST corepressor 3
Exons: 12
Coding region: 283-1596 (437 amino acids)
Biological process (GO): negative regulation of DNA-templated transcription; regulation of transcription by RNA polymerase II
Cellular component (GO): histone deacetylase complex; transcription regulator complex
Molecular function (GO): transcription corepressor activity
Source: RefSeq, a predicted model, not a curated record